Glarea lozoyensis ATCC 20868 is the source of this 1341-nucleotide messenger RNA. RefSeq lists its product as uncharacterized. The coding region runs from base 1 to 1341 and encodes 446 amino acids. The record is from RefSeq and is a predicted model, not a curated record. Lineage: Eukaryota; Fungi; Ascomycota; Leotiomycetes; Helotiales; Helotiaceae. The transcript has 2 exons.
AUGGCUUCGAAUACUUCUGUUGCGACAACUCUGAGUCCCACAAGAGAAACUUUGUCAUCAUCCCAACUGAUCUCUUCGUCAAUCUCUUCUCUGUCGGCAUCGUCUGCUUCCUCACGGCAUUCGUCGUCCCAGAUAUCAAAGAUAUAUCGCCAAUCCUCCACACUAUUCUUGACGCGAAGACUACCAGAAUCGCUGUCAACUAUACUCCCAGUCAUAACCCCACCCGAAUCGGAGGAGACCAACGCAGAGAAAGGACCAGCGCCUGUGUCCAAAGCUAGCCGGACGACGAGGAUAAAAGUCUGGAGUUUAUACCUCACAAUCUUGAAUGCUAUAGUGGAACUAGAUCCAGACGAAGGGAAACAGGCAUUUGGAAGUUCAGACUGGAGAGCACUGGUCACCAAAGUGCGAGACGGGGAGGUGUGGGAGGAGGUGGUGCAGAAUGGGUACGGCGGGGUCGAAGGAGAUGUUGAUUCUGAUGUAGUGAUCAAUUUAGCAACCCUCCUCCUCGCCCACGCGCGCUCUCAAAAAAUCAAUCAAACCCGCCUCGAAACCUACCUAGCAGCCUCCACAACCCCCAACCUCGACAUCUCCACACAACUCCAAAACCACACCCGCAGCAUCAGCCCACACAAACGCAACGCCCACGCCUCUGGCACCGACACGCCCCGCGACCUCAACGCCCGCGUCAAAAUCCUCGAACUGUACACCCUCCACGUCCUCUUGCGCAACAACGAAUGGGACUACGCCCGCGAAUUCAUAUCCAUCUCCUCGGUGCUCGACGAAGAACGGCGCGAAGCUUUCUUGCAGGCCUUGCAAAGUUUGCAGGAUGAACAGCAUGAAGCGGUAAGGCGUGAGAAAGAGGAGAAAAGGUAUCAGGAGGAACAGCUGAAGAAGGAUAUCGAAGACGCUAGACGGAGACGGGCGGAGAAUGAAGCGAGGGAACGGAAACGUGAGGAGGAAGCGCGGGUGAAGAGGGAGGGAAGUGAAGUCGAUUACGGCGUUGAAGACCGACCGAGCACGUCAAGAUCAAAUGGGAAAUCAAGCUCAGUACGGAAACCGACGAAUACUUCAUCACCUACAAACCGCAAACUCCCGCCUCCAACCCUGGUAACACGGGUUUCUAACAUCCUAUCCAAUAUCCGCACGUUACUACUCGAGAAUAUGGCAGGCGGUUUUAAAACCCGUCCGAUGUUUUUACUGCAGAUGCUCGCGUUUAUUAUUGGGAUCUUGGUUGUGAGCAGUCGGAAAGAGGUUCGGGAGCGUGUGAAGAGGGCGAUUGCGAUUGCGUGGGGGAAGGUGGGCGGGACGGUGCGGAUGGGUGGGAAGGUUAGUUAUAUUUAA